UUUAUAAAGUAAAAAAUUUCAUUUAUCUUUUUUCGUCAUCUAAUUAAUAUAAAAUAUUAAUUUUGUAUUUAUUCCAUAGAAUCUAAAAAUAGAAAGAAAACGCCGGGAAAAUAAAAAUAAACCAACUUUUGCGUAAUAAAGUUGAUGAUUGCGCAAUACGUCACCCGGCAUUGAAAGUCAUUAUCUAACCAUUUUUAUCGUUAUUGUUAACUAAGUAGAAAAACAAGUAACUAAUAAUCAACUAACAGGUAUAAAUCGAUUAAAGCACAUAUGAGUCAACAAGUCGUGAAUCGCGCCAUUUUUGCGUUUGGACGCACAACAUUCACUUCGUUCGCAAGAGGAAUUCACGUGUCUCCAAGAAACAUGGUUAUUGCUGUUGGUGACAAAAUCCCUUCGGUGGAUUUGUACGAAAAUUCGCCAGCAAAUAAGGUGAAUUUAACUAAAGAAGGAUCCGGUAAAAAAAUUAUUGUUUUUGCCGUUCCUGGUGCAUUUACUCCAGGUUGUUCUAAGACACAUUUACCCGGGUACAUACAAAAAGCCAGCGAAUUAAAAUCUAAAGGCAUCGCAGACAUUUAUUGCAUUGGAGUAAAUGACGCCUUUGUCAUGGCUGCUUGGGGAAAAGAUCAAGGGGCUGAAGGAAAGGUACGAAUGCUUGCCGAUCCAUCGGCAGCUUUCACAGAUGCUUUAGAAUUGUCAGUGGAUCUUCCACCACUCGGUGGAAAAAGAAGCAAACGAUAUUCAAUGGUUGUUGAAGAUGGUGUUGUAAAAGAAUUAAAUGUCGAGCCAGACAACACGGGUCUCAGUUGCUCCUUGGCUGACAAAAUUAAAGCCUAAUUUUUUCCAUUUUCUACCAGGAAACUUUAACUCUAUUUAAUGAACAUUUAAAUCAAUGGUUGUUUCUCAACCACUUUUCGUAUAAUAAUUUCAAGUGAUAUUUCCUCAAGUAUAAAAACUGAUUUCUAAUUCACAAAUCUUUAAAAAAAAAUUUUUUAAAGUAAAUCAAUAAUUUUCAAUAAUACACUUUUCCACAAUCUCAAGAUUUCUUUAAUUUCUCUUGUGUAGAAUACUUUUUACUUGUUAGGUUUACAACAUUCACUUUUUUUUUUAGUAAAAUUACACUUUUGUAGGAAUUUUUCAAAUCUCGUUGAAUUAUUAUCUCCACUGUAGUUUUACGAAAAAUGCAAACUCAGAAUUGUAAAUUAGAUAUGUACUUUAUUUUAUAUUUCUCAACGGAAUAAAAAUACUUUAGAUAAUAGAAAAUACAUUGUGAAUGUAGGUAUUUGUUUUUUAAAGUAAUAUAAAAAGCAGUUUUUUUUA
This is a messenger RNA of Leptopilina boulardi, 1317 nucleotides long. RefSeq names its product peroxiredoxin-5, mitochondrial (gene Prx5). Gene Ontology annotation, biological process: cellular response to oxidative stress; hydrogen peroxide catabolic process; cell redox homeostasis. Lineage: Eukaryota; Metazoa; Arthropoda; Insecta; Hymenoptera; Figitidae. The record is from RefSeq and is a predicted model, not a curated record. Bases 271 to 834 code for a protein of 187 amino acids. Gene Ontology annotation, molecular function: thioredoxin peroxidase activity. Gene Ontology annotation, cellular component: mitochondrion; cytoplasm; peroxisome. The transcript has 4 exons.